Oncorhynchus keta (chum salmon) is the source of this 3805-nucleotide messenger RNA. Its product is annotated as zinc finger and BTB domain-containing protein 17-like. The record is from RefSeq and is a predicted model, not a curated record. Gene Ontology annotation, biological process: regulation of DNA-templated transcription. Gene Ontology annotation, molecular function: RNA polymerase II cis-regulatory region sequence-specific DNA binding; DNA-binding transcription factor activity, RNA polymerase II-specific. The transcript has 3 exons. Lineage: Eukaryota; Metazoa; Chordata; Actinopteri; Salmoniformes; Salmonidae. The coding region runs from base 645 to 3266 and encodes 873 amino acids.
GUCCUUAACACGAUAACACUGGAGUUUCUCAUCUCCAUAACUGUAUCUCUGGUUAUUCUUGCCCGCUUCACAACGGUAUCAAUACCAAAGAUGGUGGACGCAAUUCUUCUUUGAUUAAAGCAAGAAUGGGACAAUUUUGGAAUAUAGCUGGUGACCUCACAAAGAGAUUCCAUUGUUCUGGUGACAGGAAGAAGAGCUGGUGUUCUGAGAUAACGCUCACCCUGGAAUAACUGGCAAAACAGCACCUCCUGAAGCUUCCUGUGUGGUGCAGCGGUCUAAGACACUGCAUCUCAGUGCUAGAGGUCGUCACUACAGACCCUGGUUUGAGUCCAGGCUGUAUCACAGCGGUCUAAGACACUGCAUCUCAGUGCUAGAGGUCAUCACUACAGACCCUGGUUUGAUUCCAGGCUGUAUCACAACCGGCCGUGAUUGGGACUCCCAUAGGGUGGCGCACAAUUGGCCCAGUGUCGUCCGGGUUUGACCCGGUGUAGUCCAUCAUUAUAAAUAAUAAUUUGUUCUUAACUGACUUGCCUAGUGUAAAGGGAGAUAUAGGAGACACCUCACAUUAGUGACAGCUACGGUCAAUAACCAGUUGUUGUAGAUUUCUUUUAAACCAAGAAACAUUCUAACUCUGCUGAGACAAAAUGAGUUCAGAGAAGGAAACGUUGAUGGAUGAAAUCGAACAGAGUUUAUGGAAUUUAACCGAGGACAAUUUACGCUACAUGUGUGAACGUUGUGGAAUGGAUGGCCCUGAAAUUAAAGGGAUGAAUCAUCGCUUAUUAAGGCGUAAAGUCAUGGAGGAAAUGUGGGACAAUACGGAUUCAAUGAAAUCAGAGGAGCAGGGAAAGUCUUGGUUAGUCCAACUGAAAGAGGACAUCAGGAGGACACAGGAGGAGGGUAGCAGUGCACUCAUGAGUCCCAGCCAAUCAGAUGACGUAGACUGGAAUGAAGAGGGAGGAACUAGGUUGCCUAGCAACAGACUGGAGGCUAAAUCUGAUCUAGAGAGGCACACACCAGAGCAGAGGGAGAGUGAUGUGACUACUUCCCAGUCUGAAAGUGUUUUUCUCAAACCACACUUGUGCACUAAAUGUGGAAAGGGAUUCAAUCAGGCCGGCUGUCUUAAGAGACACCUGAGAACUCAUACGGGGGAGAAACCAUUUGUUUGCCCUCGUUGUGGGAGGGCUUGGAGUGAUUCUGGAAACUUAAGGAGACACAUGAGAAAAACUCACCCAGGAGAGGAGAUGGUUGUUAAGAGGGUCGACACUCAGAGGAGUGACCCUACAGGAAGUAGGGAGGAAAUGAAUGUGGAUUCAAUUAAAUCGGAGGAGCAGGGAACGUCUCGGUCACUCCAGCUGAAAGAGGAGGAUGCUUGCGGUGCGCCCGUGAGUCCCAGACAGGCUCAUGCUGAUGAUAUAGACCUAAACGUUGAGGACAGGGAUUGGUUGCCUAGCAUCGGACUGAAGGCAGAGCCCAUGAGUCCCAGACAAUCCGAUGAUGACGCUGCAGACCGCAAAGAAGAAUGGAACGAAGUGGGAGGCGCUACGUUGCCUAGCGAUGGACUGGAGGCGGAGUCAGCUCGAGAGCGCCACAGUUGCGACAAGCCUCUCUUGCCCUCCUCCACCCUCGCUGAGUCCCCGAGUCGUGCCUCUCCCGGUAGCGCCUUAUUGUGCGGUCUGAAGAGGGUGUCUGUGCGGCUUGUCGACUGCAGGAAGACACCGGGGCAGAGUGGCCUUCAAAUGCACAAGGCAACACAGACAGGAGAGAAACCCCACAGCUGGUCUAAUGCGGAACAACACAAAACCCUCUCAGGAGACAGGCCUGGCUCCCAUAUCUGUGAUCACUGUGGGAAGAAUUUUACCACAGCAACCAAUCUGAAAAGACACUUGCUGUAUUUGUCUGGAGAGAAACCAUACAUCUGCUCUGAAUGCGGAAAGAGAUUCACGCAGGCCGGCAGUCUUAAGACACACCAGAGAACUCAUACUGGGGAGAAACCGUACAUCUGCCCUCGUUGUGGGAAGGCUUGGAGUGAUUAUGGAAACUUAAAGAGACACAUGAGAAGGCAUACUGUUAAUAAACAAUACACAGUGAAACCUCACCACUGCUCUGAUUGUGGGAAACAGUUCAUUGUAAAAUCAAGCCUUAAACAUCACCGGGAGGUUUUUCACACAGAUCACCCUCAUCGCUGUGGUCAAUGUAAGAAGAGUUUCAUAACCGCAGAAAGACUGGAAUCACACAUUAAGACACAACACCCGCCAAGGGAUCCUCUGAAGAACCCACACGUGUGCUCUGAAUGCGGAAAGGGCUUCCAUCAGACCGGCUGUCUUAAGAGACACCUGAGGACUCAUACGGGGGAGAAACCGUUUGUUUGCCCUCGUUGUGGGAGGGCUUGGAGUGAUUCUGGAAACUUAAAGAGACACAUGAGAAAAACUCACCCAGGAGAGGAGAUGGUUGAUAAGAGGGUUGAUACUCAGAGGAGUGACCCUACAGGAAGUAGGGAGGAAAUGAAUGUGGAUUCAAUUAAAUCGGAGGAGCAGGGAAGGUCUCCGGCACUCCAGCUGAAAGAGGACAUCAGAAGGAUACUGGUGGAUGCCAGCGGUGCACCAAUGAGUCCCAUCCAAGCCGAUGAUUAUUCUGAAGGCGGUGACGAGGGAGGAACUUGGUUGCCUAGCAACAGACUGGGGGCGAAAUCUGAUCUAGAGAGGCACACGCCAGAGCAGAGGGAGAGUGAUGUGACUACUUCCCAGUCAGAAAGUGUUUUUCUCAAACCACACUUGUGCACUAAAUGCGGUAAGGGAUUCAAAAAAGCUGGCUGUCUUAAGAGACACCUGAGGACUCAUACGGGGGAGAAACCAUUUGUUUGCUCUUGUUGUGGGAAGGCUUGGAGUGAUUCUGGAAACUUAAAGAGACACAUGAGAAAAACUCACCCAGGAGAGGAGAUGGUUGUUAAGAGGGUCGACACUCAGAGGAGUGACCCUACAGAAAAUAGGGAGGAAAUGACUGUGUAUUCAAUUAAAUCAGAGGAGCAGGGAACGUCUCGGUCACUCCAGCUGAAAGAGGAGGAUGCUUGCGGUGCGCCCGUGAGUCCCAGCCAGGCUCAUGCUGAUAAUAUAGACCUAAACGUUGAGGACAGGGAUUGGUUGCCUAGCAUCGGACUGAAGGCAGAGCCCAUGAGUCCCAGCCAAUCCGAUGAUGACGCUGCAGACCGCAAAGAAGAAUGGAACGAACUGGAAGGCGCCCUUCGUUGUGGGAAGGCUUGGAGUUAUUAAAGGGACCCAUGAAAAGAGCUCAACCACCACCCAAUCAUCAUGUCCCUUAUCCCUACCCACCACCCAAUCAUCAUGUCCCUUAUCCCUACCCACCACCCAAUCAGCAUGUCCCUUAUCCCUACCCACAUCAGACACCAUGGUAACCUGGUUUACACCUGUCCAAUCUCUUAUAGAUGUGUUUACUACUUCAAAGAAACAAGAUGUGAACCAUGUGUUUUUUUUAAAGGGGGUUAUAUUAGAUGUUGUAGUUGUUUUUAAUGGAGAGGUUAGAAGUAGAGACAGAGACAGAUGAGGAGGGAAGACAGUGAAGUAGAUGCAGGGAUUGAACCCGGGACUCCAGUGGGGAGGCUGAGGCAUACACAGAGCAUCCAGCUGUGCUACCACAAGACUACAGGCUAUAUGUACUAGAGCUGAGGCAUACACAGAGCAUCCAGCUGUGCUUCCACAAGACUACAGGCUAUAUGUACUAGAGCUGAGACAUACAUAGAGCAUCCAGCUGCAUCCAGCAUCUAGCUUAAUAAAAUUAUAUUUUCCCCAAA